GUGGAGAGGGAAGGUGUGUUUAGUUGGAGUGGGGUUUCGGGAGCGCUGUAUCGUUUCACUCUCGCUGGCGCGUUGCCUCGCCUUUUGUUUGAUCAAACUCGUGUAUUUACCCGUUCCCCCAUUUUACGCGGAUACACGUUUGAAGGAAAAAAACGUUUAUGGUCCUGGCUGAAGACUUCACGAUGUCUCGCACCGACGAGGUUCACCGUUUGACGGAAAAUGUCUACAAGACCAUCAUGGAGCAGUUCAACCCCUGCUUACGGAACUUUGUUGCCAUGGGGAAGAACUAUGAGAAGGCCCUUGCCAGUGUGACAUUUGCUGCCAAAGGCUACUUUGAUGCUCUGGUCAGAAUGGGGGAACUGGCCAGUGAGAGUCAAGGAUCCAAAGAUUUGGGGGAUGUGCUGUUCCAGAUGGCUGAAGUCCACAGACAGAUCCAAGUGCAGCUAGAGGAGAUGUUGAAAUCAUUCCACAACGAGCUGCUUUCUGAGCUGGAGAAGAAGGUGGACCUGGAUAGUCGUUAUCUGACUGCUGCCCUGAAGAAAUACCAGAUGGAACACAAGAACAAAGGGGAGAGUCUGGAGAAGUGCCAGGCUGAACUGAAGAAGCUGCGCAGGAAGAGCCAGGGCAGCAAGAACCCCUCGAAGUACGGAGAGAAGGAAAUGCAGUUUGUGGAGACCAUCAGCAGUAAGCAGACUGAGCUGGACACCUUCAUCGCUGAGGGGUACAAGACAGCCUUGUCUGAGGAGCGCCGCAGGUACUGCUUCCUAGUGGACCGCCAGUGUGCCGUGGCCAAGAACAGCAGCGCCUACCAUGGCAAGGGUAAAGACCUUCUGACUCAGAAGAUCCCAGUGUGGCAACAAGCUUGCUCAGACCCCAACAAGCUGCCAGAGAGGGCCAUGCUCCUGGCCCAGCAGAUGGGCUCUGCCUCCCUCGGGGGCGCAAGCCCCCUGCAUACCUCUAAAUCCAACUUAGUCAUCUCGGACCCUAUCCCCGGGGCCCAGCCUCUUCCUGUGCCACCAGAGCUGGCUGUUUUCAUGGGCAGUGGCAUGGGACACCCAGCGAGGCUGAUGGGCCCCGAUGGUAUGUCCAUGGUAAAUGGAACAACAGGAGUCCAUGGGGAGGAAUAUUGGACGGAUGGAGGCACUAUAUCAGUGUCCCAAGUUAGGCCUUCAUCCCCUCAGACCCAGGCGCAGGGCCAGUCCCAGGCUCAGCCCCAGAGACAGGUCAGCGAUGUCUACUCCAACACCCUCCCUGUCCGCAGGCCUGCCCCCGCCAAGAAUAAGAACCCCGUGGGAGAGACACGCACCCUGCCCAGGUCCAGCUCCAUGGCAGCAGGCCUGGAAAAGAAUGGGCGUGCCCGUGUCCAAGCCAUCUUCUCCCACGCUGCGGGUGACAACAGCACCCUGCUCAGUUUCUCUGAGGGAGAUAUAAUCACCCUACUAGUGCCUGAGGCCCGUGAUGGCUGGCACUAUGGGGAGAAUGAGAAGAACAAGAUGCGUGGCUGGUUCCCAUUCUCCUACACACGUGUGGUGCCGGAAAGCGAUAAUGAGAAGCUCAAAGUGAACCUGCACCAUGGGAAAAGUAGCAGCACAGGCAACUUGUUGGAGAGUGAUGCAUCACUGCCCACACCUGACUAUGGGCUGACUGCCCGACUGCUGGCACAGAGCCUAGCACAGACCCGCCCACGCCCCUACAGCAUGGCAGGCUUUGGCACACAGCCUGCUAUUGAGGAUUAUGACGGACGCUUUGCCACAAGUUUGGGUCCAGAAUUGUCCCGGUUCUGAGGGAACAGGACCUCCUGACCGUUCCCUGGAGGUCUACCUCCGGCCCACCUUCACCGAUGACCGAUCUGCGCCUAUCUUCUACUAGCGGCCUGCUGCCCCCUUUUGUCCACUUUUUAAAGGGGAGAGAGAAAAAUGGCCGAAAGUGGCAUGUUUGAGUUGUAUAUUAUCACAAGAGGUCCCACAAUGCUAAGAAUUUAGUUUCUUUGCCAUGAAAAUUCACUCUGAGAAUUUUCGGUUAAUCCUUGGGAUGUUUUUGCAAGCGCUUUCACAGAUGUUGAAUGUCUCAGCCUGAACAUUCAAUUGCAAUUGUGAGAGUAGAUUUUAUUAGUUAUUUAGAUCACACCAGUUGUGGAUAAGGUAUGGCUAAUAGGUUUUUACAAGUAAUGCAGUGGAAUUAUUAUUUAUCUGCACUUCUACUAUGGGAUUUCUUUUGUUCUUCAACACUAUACACUGUAAAUUUCAUUUGAGGAUUAUUUGCAUUAACGAGCUGUUUAGGUGAGGCUUGGGGGUGAAUAAGACUAUCCACAGCAGUUGUCAGUGCAUCACUUUAACAUGCACCGACGUGUUGAUUGGGUACUGCCACAAAUAGCUAGUCUAACUGGUCAGCUGGGGAAAGUAGGAUUCUGCUUUUGUUAAGUGAUAUAGUACUAUAGAUUUACUAGUUGUGAUACAGUAUACCCAUAUUUUCAAUGUGGGGACUGUGCCUUCUAUUUAUUUUUUUUUAAAACAUAUGCUUCAUGCAGCAUUGACCCAAUCAUUCUGUAAACUGGUUUGAGGGCAUAUGCAUCACAGUUCAACUUGUAUUUUUAUAUUCCUGAAAAUAUAGGUAGGAUUGUUUCCCUUUUGUUUUGUUUGCUUGUAAUGUCAGGACUUUGUUUUUGCUUAGCGAUCUCCAGUACAGUGCACUUCCACCAACAUAAUACAAGAAUAUUUUCACUAUUUUUUCCUUUUCUUUAAAUUUCAGUAAUAUCUAAGCUGCCAGAUAUGAAGCCAAUAAAUGAAAUACAGUGCAUAUAUAUAUAUUGGGGCUUUUAAAAAGUAUAUAUAUAUUUAGCUUUGAGGGAGUGGUAGCUUAUCAAAUAAGGUACAGUAUUAACAUUAGCUUUUCAUCGUUUAUUCUCAGUAUUAUACACUCAUCUGGGAGAAAAGCUUAGAGCAGAGGCAAUUAUCUACAGUUUGAUGUGUGGGAAUAGAAGUGGAACCGUAUGUGAUGAAAAAGAAAUGGUGUGUGGUUGUGUGAAUGAGCUAAAAUGCCUCUUAGUUGCAAUAAAUCAAGUUACAUUGUGAAAAGUCCAUUUUCCAUGGAUGAGAGUUAAAUCAUGAAAAGUCAGUUUUCCAUGAGUGAGUCCUUUACACUGAGUGAUAUGAUCAGGCUUUUAUUACACAGCUCAUUGGCAGCAAGUUUCAAAUGCAUUUUUUUACUUUUAUAUAGCUUUCAUUGUCUAUUUCUCACCUUUGUCCCGGUUUGUAUUAUAUCUGUACUGUACAGAAAGUGCAUAUAAAUUAUCUUGUCCAAAAUAAAUCUAAAUGGGCAGAAACUUCAUACUUUUA
This is a messenger RNA of Perca fluviatilis (European perch), 3335 nucleotides long. RefSeq names its product BAR/IMD domain containing adaptor protein 2a (gene baiap2a). Gene Ontology annotation, biological process: plasma membrane organization; positive regulation of actin filament polymerization; actin crosslink formation. Gene Ontology annotation, cellular component: cytosol; nucleoplasm. The record is from RefSeq and is a predicted model, not a curated record. The coding region runs from base 159 to 1784 and encodes 541 amino acids. Gene Ontology annotation, molecular function: protein binding; cytoskeletal adaptor activity. NCBI's taxonomy places the organism in Eukaryota, Metazoa, Chordata, Actinopteri, Perciformes, Percidae. The transcript is spliced from 15 exons.